Zymoseptoria tritici IPO323 is the source of this 373-nucleotide messenger RNA. RefSeq lists its product as uncharacterized. NCBI's taxonomy places the organism in Eukaryota, Fungi, Ascomycota, Dothideomycetes, Mycosphaerellales, Mycosphaerellaceae. The annotation marks the transcript as partial. The record is from RefSeq and is a predicted model, not a curated record. The transcript is spliced from 2 exons.
GAUACUGUGGUGAACAGCAAAGUGAUCCAGAUGGGUUCAUUUCAAGGCGUAUUAUGUGGUAAAGUCCGAACUGCUGAGGAUCAACUGUGGCAAACUCAUGCGACUGUCGAUGCCUUGAUCGUUGAUGUUGAAGGUGUCAUUCAAGGCUGUCGCGAAGACAACAGUUCGACCGUCCGGGCGAGACGCGCUGAUUCCGUCUAUCGUGCAAUGUCGGGUGAUGUUGAUGUCGUCGUCCCGAGUGAGGCGACCCUGCCAGGUUUCUCGGAGUUGUACGGGUUGCGGCUCCAGGUGGCACAGGCACCUCGUUUCGUUGGCUCUCUACAACCACCGCUCUGUGCUCGGCCAGCGCUUUCAGAGUGAUGCGAUCGAGAGU